AUGUAUAGAUCUCAUAAUAAUCACGACCAUCGCUCUCGUAAUGAUGGCUCCAAUGGACGAAUAGGCAAGCCAAGGGAUCAUAAACUGCAAGAUAAAUAUUUGGCGUAUCAACAAAACAUUGAACAACAAUUGGCAAGUCAGGAAAAGAAACAAGCCUAUAGAAGAAUCACUGAUCAUGGGAACAAUAUGGGACGAUGGUAUAUUGAGAAAUCAUUAGGGUUAACUAAUAGAUCGCAACAAGCUAUUGGAACGAUACGACCGGAAUCGUCAUAUUUAAUUGAUUUAUUGCCUUCAUUGGCAUAUAGCUCAUCAUUCAAUUUGAAUCGAAGAAAUAAUAAAAAUAAUUUGGCUGUGUUGGAUUUACAAACAAAAUUUGUUCACUUAUCUUCGAAUAAAGUCAAACAUACGAUAAACACUGUCAAAUGGACUCCUGAGGGGAGACGAUUAUUGGUUGCUUCACAUUCUGGAGAAUUUACAUUAUGGAAUGGGAUGACGUUUAAUUUCGAGACUAUUAUGCAAGCCCAUGAGUCUCCAAUUUUAACAAUGAAGUAUUCCAAUCAUGAUGAAUGGUUAUUGAGUGGUGAUCAGAAUGGUACAGUUAAGUACUGGCAACCUAAUUUUAAUAACGUUAAUAAUAUUUCUGCCCAUGCUAAUGGAGUUAGAGAUAUAGCUUUCUCGCCAAAUGAUCUGAAAUUCCUUACCUGUGGUGAUGAUUCAGCACUUAAAAUAUGGAAUUUUAAUAAUGGUAAAGAAGAAAGAACUUUGAGCGGACAUCAUUGGGAAGUGAAAAGUGCUGAUUGGCAUCCAAAUUUGGGUUUGAUUGUUAGUGGCUCAAAGGAUAAUUUAGUUAAAUUGUGGGACCCACGACUGGCUAAUUGUGUUUCUACAUUGCAUGGGUUUAAGCAUACGGUUAACAAAACAAGAUUCCAACCAAAUGGAACAGCAAGGUUGUUGGCUUCUGUAUCAAGAGAUCGAUCAUGUCGAAUCUUUGAUUUGCGUACCAUGAAAGAUAUGUUGGUUAUCAGAGAUUCCGAAACCGAUUUAUCAUGUGUUGCCUGGCAUCCUAUUCAUGCCUCAAUGGUCACCACUGCUGCCUAUAAUGGAUCUAUAAGCAACUUCUUGUUGGAUUCAUACAUUCCCGAUUCGAAUGAAUCUAUACCCAAAAGAAACAACAACGGGAAUAAUCUUUCCAAUACUAACAACACGAUUGAUGCCGUGCAGAAAAUCCCUUACGCUCAUGAAAAGGCAAUUCACGCAGUCGAAUACCAUCCAUUGGGUCAUUUGUUGUGUACAGCUGGUUCCGAUAAGACAGCCAGAUUCUGGUCUCGUGCUAGACCCAAUGACCCAAUGGCUUGGAAAGAUCCUGUUUAUACUGAUAGUAAAGCUGGUGCUUGGUAUUAUUCAGUUAAUAAUAAUGUCAAUGCGGUGAUGGAAGAUCCAAAUGCCGUGAAGGAUGAAGACGAUAAUACUGCUAAUGAUGACGAUGCAUUGUCCAAUUCUGGUCGUCGUCGUGGUGUUGGGGCUACAGGACUGUCUGGUGUUACUGAUGCUGUUCCUGGGUUGAGAUCACGAAACGAAACUUCCAACAAUGGUACGUACACAAUACCUGGGUUGCGUGGGUUUUAG
This is a messenger RNA of Candida dubliniensis CD36, 1626 nucleotides long. Its product is annotated as cleavage polyadenylation factor subunit. The coding region runs from base 1 to 1626 and encodes 541 amino acids. Gene Ontology annotation, cellular component: mRNA cleavage and polyadenylation specificity factor complex. NCBI's taxonomy places the organism in Eukaryota, Fungi, Ascomycota, Pichiomycetes, Serinales, Debaryomycetaceae. Gene Ontology annotation, molecular function: protein binding. The record is from RefSeq and is a predicted model, not a curated record. The transcript has a single exon.